Andrographis paniculata is the source of this 456-nucleotide messenger RNA. Its product is annotated as SKP1-like protein 10. Gene Ontology annotation, cellular component: nucleus; cytoplasm. The coding region runs from base 1 to 456 and encodes 151 amino acids. Lineage: Eukaryota; Viridiplantae; Streptophyta; Magnoliopsida; Lamiales; Acanthaceae. The record is from RefSeq and is a predicted model, not a curated record. Gene Ontology annotation, molecular function: cullin family protein binding. The transcript has a single exon. Gene Ontology annotation, biological process: SCF-dependent proteasomal ubiquitin-dependent protein catabolic process.
AUGGCGGCAUCUUCUUCUACUCCUAUUGAUAAAGAGACAUCUUCUUCUACUAUCAUGAAUAAAGAGAAAUUCAGAACCCUAAGAAGCUCUGACGGCAAAGAAUUCAAGAUUUGCAAAGCCGUUGCUCGGCAACUAUCUCUUAUUGCAAAUUUAUUCGAUCUAGAAGAAGAUGAUAAAAACAUAAUUUGUCUCUUCGAAAUUGACAUAAUUCCUCUCCCUGAAGUUGACGGAUUAACCCUUGACAAGAUAAUUGGUUUUCUGAAUAUGUACACGGAAGAAUCUUUCCAAAAAUUCACCAACGAAGAAAAGAAAAAACAUUGCGACGACUUUUUUGCCAAUUGUAAGAUCCAUGAUUUCUUUACCCUCGCAUCAGCUGCGAAUUAUUUGGGAGCUCAGGUGGUUUUAGACGAAGCUUGUCAAAGGUUAGCAGAUGCAAUGAAGAAUAAAUGGUUUUAG